ACUCAAAUCGAGUUCAGUUCCCAAACCAAGAACAACAGCAACAUGAUCAAAAUUCUUUUUGCUCUCUUUGUCAUUUGCCUGAUUGGCAUUUGGGCUGCCCCUGUGGAGCAUAGUUCAACCAGCACUCAGCCACCAAUAGCCAUAUUGGAACAGCAGAAUGAGAAACAUGAGGAUGGCUCCUAUAAUUUCUAUUAUCACGGUGAGGAUGGCACCCAUCGUCGUGAGGAGGCAGUCGUUCGGAAUGCUGGCACCGAUCAUGAGUUCCUCGAAAUAAGCGGCUCCUAUUCAUAUUUCGAUGCCAAUGGCAAAGAGGUCACUGUCACCUAUAAGGCCGAUGAUCAUGGCUUUGUUCCCGAAGGUGGUGAUAUAUUGCCCCAGAUAUCGGUGGCCGCCAAACAGGUCAGUGAGAUAGUGGCUCAACCAGAUUUGGAUUAUGAUAAACCACCAAAUGUUUAAACAAAAGCAAUGGCAAACAAUUAAAUCAACUGAUA
Drosophila willistoni is the source of this 491-nucleotide messenger RNA. It is a transcript of the gene Cpr78E, whose product is annotated as endocuticle structural glycoprotein ABD-5. Gene Ontology annotation, cellular component: chitin-based extracellular matrix. The transcript is spliced from 2 exons. The coding region runs from base 43 to 456 and encodes 137 amino acids. Gene Ontology annotation, molecular function: structural constituent of chitin-based larval cuticle. The record is from RefSeq and is a predicted model, not a curated record. Lineage: Eukaryota; Metazoa; Arthropoda; Insecta; Diptera; Drosophilidae.